Molecule: messenger RNA, 524 nt
Organism: Plutella xylostella (diamondback moth)
Lineage: Eukaryota; Metazoa; Arthropoda; Insecta; Lepidoptera; Plutellidae
Source: RefSeq, a predicted model, not a curated record
AUGCAGCCUGUGUCCCGUCACUCAGUGACUCGCCAGAAACAUCAGACAAAAGAAGUGCCGAAGCAAUUCGAAAUAACAUCUGACGAUCAUGCAGUGGAAACAUUCCAGAAGUAUAUCCGAGACAUAUCCAAGAUGAACCCUAGAUCCAACGUGACGUACUUAUACAAGAUCAAAGUGGAACCACAGAAAACGUACAAAACGACGAUAAAGAAGAAAUCGAAGAAGUACCAAGUGCCGUUGAAGAAACAAAGCAUGCAUCUGUCAACCCAUGAGCUGGUGAUGAAGCGAAUGGUGGAGGAAAAGGAAAAAGAACAAACAAGUGAACCGAAGAAGAAACAAGUGAAUGUGAACGUGUCCGUCACGACAGAGGUGGAGGAGGUGAGCACAACGAGGUCGCCUCAUGCUUUGAAGUACAAACCAGUGCUGAACAAGAUACAUAGGAUAAAAAAAUCGAAGUUUGGGUCCAAGCCGGUGAAGUCUAUGGUCUCUACGUUCGUUUCUAAGGUUUAGUGAAGUUUUUUUUU